AUGGCGUGUCCUUUUAUUGAAGAGCCAGUUGAUGUCGAGGCGCACAUACUCCGCAGACAUCUCCACCGGGAGAGGAUUAUUAGACCCCGAUUGGAUGUUUUAUCAUUCCCUGAUGAGUAUCUGUUUGAGCGUUUCCGUUUCUCUGCAUCAUCUAUAAUUUAUAUAAACGAUAUUCUCAGCCCUCACAUCGCUCACAUGACGCAUCGUGGACAUGCUCUCAGUUCCGAGCAAAUUCUUUGUAUUGCACUUCGUUUUUUUGCCAACGGCAGUUUUUUGUAUAACGUCGGUGAUGCAGAGCAUGUGUCCAAGGCAACUGUCUGUCGGGCUGUCCGAAAUGUGACACUUGCACUGAAACGGCUACUAUGCACGUUUGUAGUGUUCCCAAGUCACAGACCCACCAGACUUCUCAAAGAAGAGUUCCACAGAAUUGCAGGGUUUCCAGGUGUGAUUGGCUGCAUAGAUGGCACUCACAUUCCUAUCAUCGCUCCUUCAAUAAAUGAAGGAGAUUAUGUGAAUAGGAAAUCUGUCCACAGCAUUAAUGUGCAGAUCAUAUGUGAUGGAGCCCACAUGAUUAACAAUGUGGAAGCGAAGUGGCCUGGGUCUGUGCAUGACUCACGAAUGUUUCGUGAGUCGACACUGAGUGCCAGAUUUGCCGGUGUAGAGUUCGAUGGUUACCUACUCGGAGACAGAGGGUACCCCUGCCAGCGCUAUCUGCUGACCCCUUACCCUGACCCUGAGCCUGGCCCACAGCGACACUACAACUUGGCUCACUGCAGGACACGAGCCAGAGUGGAGAUGACCAUCGGGAUACUCAAGGCCCGGUUCCAGUGCCUUCGUAGGCUCAGGGUCACCCCAGAGAGAGCUUGUGACAUUAUAGUGGCAUGUGUGGUUCUCCACAACAUUGCCACUAUUAGAGGAGAACAAUGUCCUACUCUUUCCCCCUGUGAUCCAGGUAUUAAUCAUACCCCCCCUGCUGAUACACGAGAUGGAAGAGCUGUUAGAGACAUGAUAUGUGUCAAUCAUUUCUAACUGACCCAUCACCUCCCCAAUGUUCAAGAACGACAAUAUGCAUCUCAUUUUAUGAGGUCUUCUUUAUUUCCUAGAAGGACAAAUUUUGUA
This is a messenger RNA of Pleuronectes platessa (European plaice), 1119 nucleotides long. Its product is annotated as putative nuclease HARBI1. The transcript has 4 exons. Lineage: Eukaryota; Metazoa; Chordata; Actinopteri; Pleuronectiformes; Pleuronectidae. The record is from RefSeq and is a predicted model, not a curated record. The coding region runs from base 1 to 1029 and encodes 342 amino acids.